Molecule: messenger RNA, 1161 nt
Organism: Zingiber officinale
Lineage: Eukaryota; Viridiplantae; Streptophyta; Magnoliopsida; Zingiberales; Zingiberaceae
Product: lactoylglutathione lyase-like
Exons: 9
Coding region: 196-762 (188 amino acids)
Molecular function (GO): lactoylglutathione lyase activity; metal ion binding
Source: RefSeq, a predicted model, not a curated record
AAAAAACAGAAAAUUUACAAUAUUACAUCACUGGGUCAUCUCGCCUCAUCCCCCUAUAACUAUGGCCGCCGUUCCCCUCACUCCCACCGCUUCUCCUCCUUGCUCCGUUCUUCCUGGAGAUCGCCAUCAACUCCCAAAUCCUUUUCUCUCGCGAUUCAGCAAUUUCAUCGAUUCCGCCCAUUUUGUUCAUCAUCGAUGGCUGCGUCCUCGUCCGAUCCCAAGGAAUCCCCCUCCAACAACCCCGGCCUCCACACGGAGCUCGACGAUGCCACCAAGGGAUACUUCUUGCAGCAGACUAUGUUCAGAGUUAAAGAUCCCAAAGUUAGUCUUGACUUUUACUCUCGCGUGUUGGGAAUGUCCUUGCUGAAGAGAUUGGAUUUUCCUGACAUGAAGUUCAGCUUGUACUUCCUUGGUUAUGAGAAUACUGCAUCAGCACCAUCUGAUCCAACUGAAAGAACCGUGUGGACUUUUGGUCAGAAAGCUACACUUGAGCUUACACACAACUGGGGAACAGAAAGUGAUCCGGAAUUUAAGGGCUACCAUAAUGGAAAUUCAGAACCACGUGGCUUUGGCCAUAUUGGAAUCACUGUUGAUGACACAUACAAAGCAUGCGAGCGAUUUGAACGUCUAGGGGUAGAGUUUGUGCAAAGACCUGAUGAUGGAAAAAUGACAGGCAUUGCCUUCAUUAAAGAUCCUGAUGGCUACUGGAUUGAAAUUUUUGACUUGAAAACUAUAGGGGGUGUGGCUUCUGCUGCUGCUUAAUCAAUGAAAAAUGACAGCCAUUGCCUUCAUUAAAGAUCCUGAUGGCUACUGGAUUGAAAUUUUUGACUUGAAAACUAUAGGGGGUGUGGCUUCUGCUGCUGCUUAAUCAAUGUGAGGAUGCUCCAUGCUUCCAGCUGCCAUCUGUCUAGUGAAUCAGCAGUUACUCAUAGUGGUCGGAUCUAUGCCAUGUUUCUGUUUGAGUUCUCUGUUUUCUUUUUUUCAUUCAGCAGAGUGUUCCGAUCUAUGCCAGUUUCGCUCUUUUGCUUACACAAUAAACUAACGAUGUGAAACUUUCUUGUUGGAGCCUUUAUUGGCUGAGUGUACUGUCUGUGUUUCUAUCCACCAAACCAAUCAAACUUGAACAAAAUGUCUGCAUUAUGUUUUUUGAUCUUUCACUCA